Messenger RNA from Vollenhovia emeryi, 486 nucleotides. Its product is annotated as protein dachsous-like. Gene Ontology annotation, biological process: homophilic cell-cell adhesion. Lineage: Eukaryota; Metazoa; Arthropoda; Insecta; Hymenoptera; Formicidae. Gene Ontology annotation, cellular component: plasma membrane; catenin complex. The transcript is spliced from 2 exons. The record is from RefSeq and is a predicted model, not a curated record. The coding region runs from base 1 to 465 and encodes 154 amino acids. Gene Ontology annotation, molecular function: cadherin binding; calcium ion binding.
AUGAGGAAGCAAUACAUAUGUGAUGUGCAAAUAUUUAUUUGUACUUUACCUGUCGUAUAUGUAUCAAAGUUUAGAUAUAAAAAUAUAGAUGAUAUAAAAAUAUAUCAUAUAUUAAACACACAUUAUAUUUGUCAAUAUUUGCUGCUGCAGCUUUCAGCAAGUGACGCGGAUCAAGGGCUGAACAGCAGAAUCUUAUAUCAUAUUGUGGACGGUAAUCCAGAUAAUGCUUUCACCAUAAGUCCGCCGUACAGCGGAGUCGUGCGGACCAACAUAGUCCUAGAUCGCGAGAUCCGUGAGAAGUACAGAUUGACUAUCAUCGCGACUGACCAGGGAAACCCGCAAUUAACUGGCACAGCUGCAUUGAGCGUACGGGUAAUCGAUGUCAAUGACAAUCAGCCCACCUUUCCGGAGCACAGUAUUAUUUCAGUCUCCGAAGGUAAGUCACAAGAACCGCUACUACCUUGAAAGGAUUUAUCAGGCUUUGCG